Messenger RNA from Heterobilharzia americana, 2269 nucleotides. The record is from the annotation of a GenBank genome assembly. NCBI's taxonomy places the organism in Eukaryota, Metazoa, Platyhelminthes, Trematoda, Strigeidida, Schistosomatidae.
AUGCCGAAGAGUUCUCAACUAUGCGUCCCUGGUUUCGCCGGACAUCCGUGGCUUUCAGAUGCCAGUAAACGUUUUCUAGAAAUUGCUCGAAGAUGUACUAUACUGGAUAAAGACCCCGAUGAAAUACCAUGUGUAGUCGAAAGCGUUGAACAGACGAGUGAAAAAGAUCGUACAUUGCAUAAGGAGGUUAUUCAUCAAAUGUUGAAUGGUUUUUUCAACGAUCUUUUAUUGAAUCCCAAAUGUCAACCUAACUGGUCCAAUGAAUCUAUUAAUAUGGAUUGUAUCGAUUUCACUGAGUAUCAAUUAGAACUGAUGAAGCAUUUUCAUUGUACAAAUGAAUCAAUCUUGUUUAACAUAAUGGAAAGUCUACAGAAAAUUUUACAGUCAAUUCAACACACUUCUACUGCUCAACAAAGUUCAUCUCUACUAUAUUUAUUCCUAUUUGCAUUUUUCGUCUCUUAUGUAAAAUAUUAUCAAAAGAUACCGGCUAAGAGCUUUGUAUCGUCUAUUUUCGAACUAUGUAAAGAUCCAGUAACUGAUCAUAUUUUCUACGAUUCAUUAAUUCCAGCAGUUCUUGAGAUUCCCAAUCAUCAUCAGAGUGAAUAUAUAUUGAAUUUUUUAAAGAAUUCUAGCCUACCAUCGGAUUGCUAUAUCCUUCUAUGUAAACUAUGUUCACCGGACUGUAAUUGGCCCACGGAUUCAUAUCCUGUUUUAGAGCAUCUUUUCCAUUCAGUUUUUAUGCAUUCACUGUCGUCGUCGUCGUCUGAUUUAUCUACUUCGAAACUUUUUGUGAAAAUUUCGAACAAAUUUUACUCAGAAUUUCAAAAGGAUAUAAACCUGAGAAAAUCAGCAAAAUUUACUAACAUGAUCAUCAAAUUUUUACGCAGCUUUGUAAAUUAUCAUGUACGAUUUUUUGAUUCUUUAUUUACUAAAAUUAUAAUUGUUUUGCUUUUUCCUACUUUAUAAGUUUCUAUAUAUCUCCUUAUCUUCUGUGUAUUAUGUUUAUCUCUCAAGAUAUUUUCUAUCACACGUUAACGUUAUUCAAACAUCAAUUGUAAAUCGGUUGUUUUUAGCAAUCUAUUUGAUUGUAUUUUAAGAAACUGAACAACCCUAAACUACUAGGUAAUGAGGUAUUCCAUAAGUCUGACGAUCAAUGAUACUAUCUUGCUUCUUGAACCGAUGUAGAUUAAGUAGUCUUGAACUCGUAACCCUAAUGGUUAGUAACUGGUGACUGCUUUUAUCACGGAAACCCAUCUUCCGGUUGUAGCGUAGGAUUAGUCCGUAAUUGGCCCACAUGACUGAACCACUGGUAUAAAAAAAGUAGUGAAACUGAGUAACUUACAACCAAACGUUAGUCAACGUUAUUCCAGCUGAGUAGUACUCAUUGCGGUGUGUUUCAGCUACAAAGAAAAGAGUGGUAUUAUCCUGCCUAAAAUGUGAUCAAGAGUCUUUCCAAUCAUCAAUCAUAAAAAGCGCAAGAGAGACGAGGGUAUUAACAUUCAGUAACAAGUUGGUCCAGGAAAUCAGCGAAGCCUAAUAAUGCAUUUUUUUGAUAAAUGACUUUCUCUCCGAUAGUUACUACCUUGAAGUAGUGGUCAGACUUACAUAUCACAAUGACCCAAGAAGCUAUGCUGGUGAAACGCUUGUUCCCUCUGGGUCCUAUCAUACCAGGAAGGUUUAUUGGAUAGUGACUAGACGAAAAGAAUAUAUCGCUAUGAUUGAGGGUGUAUGGCCGAAGUAAGGUGUUUCCUUUGAAUUACCAGCAGUGCUACUCUGACACUACCUUCCCUAUUCGAAUGGAGGUGAGAAAAAGUUGGCCUUAAAAACAGCACAUUCCAUUCCGUCGUGCAAUAUAUGGUUACCGGCGAUUCAGUUUCAUAAUGGAAUUCAUAAAAACAAACUAAGAUAUCAAACUUCCGAAACGGCCAUAUAUGACUGGUCUCAAAAAGAUGUCUCUUGAGCUAUGUGGUCACGUACUAACCCUUCUUCUUCAAAUUUCUCAAGAGGAACUAACUUUUCAUGAUGUGGGCAGUUGAGAAGUGUGAACCACCCACAUAACUUUUUCAGCACUCAAGUCUUAUCUGAUCAUUAUCAACCUUCUACAUCUUUGCUUCUUAAUCUUCCUUCACGUCUCUCGGUCGAUAUUCAUACACCAUCUUCAGUUUCUUCUAACUUUGCUUUUGAAAUGUUAAUGAUUGUUGAUCGUGUUAGUUGAAAAACUGAAUUUUAGCUCUGUUGCAAUGACUGUAGUGAAAUGAACAUAACCGAU